Apodemus sylvaticus (European woodmouse) is the source of this 1478-nucleotide messenger RNA. RefSeq names its product membrane-spanning 4-domains subfamily A member 4A-like. Gene Ontology annotation, cellular component: membrane; Golgi apparatus. The record is from RefSeq and is a predicted model, not a curated record. The transcript has 8 exons. The coding region runs from base 248 to 1042 and encodes 264 amino acids. Lineage: Eukaryota; Metazoa; Chordata; Mammalia; Rodentia; Muridae.
CAGAACAAGGAUGCAGAGUCAGGGGAUACUUCAGCUAAUAAAAAGGGAACUAGCUGUGUUUUUCGAGAUCCUCAGCAGUAACCUUUAGGAUUUAGAAAAACGUACUAGACUUUAGCUUUAGUGACACAUGAGCUGUAGGCGAGUCAUUGCAUCUGAACAAAAAGCCUGAGGCACAUUCCUGAAGACAGCUCUUCAGCUGACACAUAACAGGCUUUCCAGUUGAGAAGAAAGUAUUGUUUCUGCUACCAUGAUAGUCGUGCAAGGAACAGAACAGACUGCAUUGGAAGCUGGUUAUGGGGCACAGCAGAAUGGACAACCUUUAUAUGUGAAUUCACAAUCAUGGAAAAGAAUGACAGAGAAGUUCUUGAAGGGAGAACCCAAAAUCCUUGGGAUUGUGCAGAUUGUGAUUGCCAUCAUGAACAUCAGCAUAGGAAUUAUGAUGAUAAGUGCCACUGUGCCGUCUGGCGAAAUGCUCCCGAUUUCAGUGUACAUAGGAUACCCAAUUUGGGGGUCCAUAAUGCUCUCGCCUGGUGGACUGAUGCUCACUUUCUGUGUCCGGAGGUCAUCAAGUGGUGAGAUGAACAGUAGGACCAUCUCUCAGGCAUUUAUUAUUUCAGGAUCAUUUUCAAUUGUAGCAGGAAGAAGAACUACAAAAGGUUUGGUUCGAAGCAGCCUGGGCUUGAACAUCACCAGCUCCGUGUUCGCCUUCACAGGGAUCAUAAUCAGCUCACUGAGCCCAAGCAUUUAUUCUUACAAUGUAUAUUACUGUACAUAUAGGCAUGAAUCAGAAAGCUGUCACAUGACCUUGUUCCUUUUAAUGGGUCUGGAUAUUGUGGUAGUCAUUUUAAGUGUGCUGGAAUUCUGCAUAGGAAUAUCCCUCUCUGCCUUUGGAUGCAGGGUGAUGUGUUGUAAUCCUGGUGGGGUUGUGAUAAUUAUGCCAACAAAUCCUACCAAGGCAGAGACAGCACAUCCUGUAUCGCUUCAAAGUGGAUUGAUGCCACCAGAACGCCAAGAGAAAAAUAUUCUAGAAAAUAUGCACUGAUUAUUUUUCAAGAACCACACAUGGGAAAACACAAGAAUCCAACUCUGAUGUCUGUGUAUGCAUGAGCGUGUGCAUGAGCGUGUGCAUGAGUGUGUGCAUGCCUGUGCAUGUGCACAUUUGAUUCCAAUGACAUUCUCAUGUUUCACUAGGAAGUUGGCAGAUUAUUCCACUGGAUCUCCCUAAGAGUAUCAGAAUAUAAUAAAUAAACCAUCCAUUUACUGGCUAAAUAACACUUCAACAUGUUUUUAUUCAUCCUUAGGACAUUCUAAAAGUGUUUUAAAUAUGCAAAGAUAUAAAGUAAACAGAUGAAAUGGUUUAAAUCACAGGAUAUUUUUCACACAGACUACACCUACACAAUUCUGCUACUUUGCCUAAUGCUCUUUAUGUUUGUCCAAAUUUAGGUGUUUUUUUUUUUUAAUAAAAAAGCAAAUUUGGA